CGAUAGCAUACGGCAUCCUACACCAAUCACAGGAACGCAAACUCGUUCAAAAAGCAGCUCGAUAGAAAUGCCAACAGGUUGCGCGCAGAAAGCGCGUCAAGCACCAAGCUCAGCAGGAGCUGACCCUCAGGACGACAGGGGAGAAUUAGCUCUGCUGCACCUUCUUCGAGAUGUCGACAAGAGACUUGAAGGCACUGGUACCGCUGUCGAUCGUUAGGCUCUGAUACAAAACAGAAAAAGUCCACAGAGCCCUACAUGUGUGUCCUCUUCUCUGACCUGUCUGCGGCCCGUGGGUUGUUCCGUUGCAGAGACGUAAAGGAUACCGUCGGCGUCGAUCUCCAUCGCCACCUCAAGUUUUUCCCCCUGGAUGCCGGUAAAGGCGAAUUCGCCCAGCAGAUUGUUAUCGCUUGCCUUCUCGUGCUCGCCUUCGUACACCUUGAAGUACAUCUGCGAAGAUGUGGACACACACAGGGAGAUAUACAGAGAUACGGCGGGCGCUUCGUCGCGAACGUCUCACCUUUGUGGCGCCUCUCGCAUGGAAGACCUUUGAUUUCUUGGUCGGGAUGGUGCUGUUCCGCUCGAUGAUGCGUACGACGGUGCCAGAAUCGCACGCUGAGUUCAACCUCGCUUCCAUAUCGCGUCCAUCACGGACUUGUGCAUCAAGGCCGAGAGAGAGAGGCGUGACGCUGACGAGGCGGCUCUGUGCAAAUGUAAAAAAAAAAGACACAAGCCUCAGAGGGUUGCACAGAUUCGCAUCCAUGGAAUCACAUUCGCUUUGAGGGUUGCCUCUCACCAGCCGUGCCAGCUGUGCCUCGAGGGCCCUUAUCUUGCCAGGCAUGUCUGUCUUGUUAUCGCCCUGCCUCUCAAGAGCGUCCAAUCGCCUCUGCAUGGCAGCGUGCGCAGCUUGCCAUGGUUCUUCCUUCGACAUGAUCUGCAGCACACGUACAUGCCAUGUGCGCAGGUCAUGUCAACUCUAUUGCAUACCUUUGUUGAGAGAUCCGCUGUCAGUGAGGCUCAAGCGAUGCUCGCGACGCCUUGCCUGCCCUCAAAAGGAACAGAUCCGGC
Molecule: messenger RNA, 1065 nt
Organism: Vitrella brassicaformis
Lineage: Eukaryota; Vitrellaceae
Source: the annotation of a GenBank genome assembly